Heterobilharzia americana is the source of this 2109-nucleotide messenger RNA. Lineage: Eukaryota; Metazoa; Platyhelminthes; Trematoda; Strigeidida; Schistosomatidae. The record is from the annotation of a GenBank genome assembly.
AUGGAUCAUCGCUCCAAAUCUCGAAGCAGUCGUAAAAAGCAGAUCAGUGAAUCAGAGCCUGAGGGUACUCGGAUUCCAAAGAACUACAUGAAAGUUCUGAAUCCAAUAAUAUGGGAAAAACGUGUACAGUUCAACCUAAAUAUUCCGUGGUCACUUACUCCAAAAGGUUACACAAAGCUACAAAGAAAGUUGACUUCACCUAAUAUCCUCCAUCCUAUGAGAAGAAGUGGAUCUGCUGCUUUCCAUGUAUACAAAAAGUUAUUUACUGAUCGAAAUUCAGAAAUUAUUAGCGGUAAUGAUACAUCUUACUCGGAGAAUGGAAACAUUUAUCCAAGCCCUACAAGAAUGAGAAGUUUUAAAGGCACUGAAUAUGAGACAAUUAUGUGUCGAAUGUUAGAAACAAAGGAACUUUAUGAAGAUCCAUGUUUUCCUGCAAAUGAUGACUCCAUUGGAAAUAUACCUGAUCUUUUGGGUAAGGUAGAAUGGAAAAGGCCAAAGGAUAUUAAUCAUGAUGCACAGUUUUACACAAACACCCUGAGUCGUUUUGAUGUCGACCAAGGAGCUCUUGGUGAUUGUUGGUUUAAUGCAGCACUUGCAACUAUCACUAAAUACCCUACCUUGUUAAACCAAGUUAUACCGUUAAAUCAAGUUCUCAAAGGUUCAGGUUACAGAGGUGUAAUCGUCUAUCGGUUUUGGCGUUUUGGUCAGUGGAUAGAUGUCGUAAUUGAUGACCGCCUCCCAGUUUACAAGGGAACAAAUGAAUUGGUAUUUAUGCACUCAUCAGAUAAAAAAGAAUUUUGGUCAUCUUUAUUGGAAAAGGCAUAUGCCAAAUUAUGCGGUAAAUAUGAACACUUGAAUGGGGGAUUUCAAAGUGAAGCAAUGGAAGAUUUAACCGGUGGAAUAUGUCAAACUGUGAUAUUAAAUGAAAAAUAUCGUCCAAUGGAUUUGUUGAAGAUGAUGAAAGUGUACUCAGAAACAUGUUGUCUAAUCGGUUGUGAUGUGGACAGUGAACGCAUCAAGAAAAGGGAACAAUUAGGAUUAAUUAACUCUCAUGCCUAUAGUGUAACUGGAUUUGGAAAAGUUCAGUACCACGGUAAAGAACAGUAUUUGGUGCGUUGCCGUAACCCCUGGGGUGAGAAACAAGAGUGGACAGGAGCGUGGUCUGAUAAAUCAGAUGAUUGGAAACAUGUUAAGCCUAAAGACAAGAAGACGUUACAAUUCAAGUCUAAACCAGAUGGAGAAUUUUGGAUGUCUUUUGAAGAUUUUGAAAAGUAUUUUAGUCUACUUGAAGUCUGUCAUCUUGGAUUAUCAAGCUUAGAUUAUGAUGAUGAAAUUCGAGGAAGUAAACGCUUGGAAGAGAUUUUCUUUUCUGGUGAAUGGCAGACAAAUUUUAAUGCUGGUGGAUCAAUAAAUUAUCCAGAUUCUUACUUCACAAAUCCACAAUAUAUGUUCACUAUUGGAGCUGAUUCUGUGAAAAAUGAACCAAGAACACUUAUAAUCGUAGGACUUAUGCAAGAAGAAAGAAGACGUAAAUAUGGCGCAGACUUUUUAUCCAUAGGCUUUGCAAUAUACGAAGUUUCACCUCGACAAAAUACACGCCUGACAGCAGAACAAUUAUCUUGUCGUAAACCAUUAACAACUACACAAUACAUAGCAAGACGUGAAGUGACACUUGAAGAUCGACUAUUUCCUGGGACAUUUAUAUUAAUACCGACAACAUAUGAUCCAGGACAAGAAGGAAAAUUCAUAGUACGUAUAUUCUCCCCGGUGAAAAUGAAACAACUAGAAUUGGACGAUACAAAUACUUAUCAAGGGUUUUCAAAGGAAACGGUAGAAGCUCUUGAACGCACAAUCCUGAUUGAACUUCAAACAGCAGAAUACAAGUUUGGUCAAGUUUGUAAUCCUGAGACACAAACAAUUGAUGCUGCAAAAUUAGGUUAUAUUUUAAAUCAUAGUGAUCUUAAAGAUGAUAUACAUCAUUUUAUCGGUUUAAUGAUAGUCUGUGCAGGAGUUUAUUGCCAUCUGUAUCAGUAUCCUUUGAUAGCUGCAUCAGUGUUACAUAAAUCGAUACGUCUUCUCACCGAAUACAGUAUACUUCUGAAAGAUUAG